GAGAGAUCGAAAACUAUAAAAUCGAAUAUCGUGAAUUCGAUUGUUUCGAUUAAUCGAUUAUUGAGAAGAAGGUAGUAAAAAAGCAGUGUGCAGUGGUUCGCAAAAGUGUUGUGUAUUUUUGAACAAAGAACAAAUUAAAAUGAGAUUAGAUUGGAAAUGAAUGAUGUCGACCAUACGGUGACAGGACUAGCCAGAUCGGCGGAAAACUACGUCACCAGUGACGGAUUCCCCCGAAACUGGGACAAAGUGCAGUGUACUCUGGCAUUGCGCUUUACCGGAAUCUCUCUCACUCCAUGUCCUAAUAUCCUCCCCCUCUUUUCCUCCUUCUCUCUCUUUCUCUUACUCUCAGGAUUGACCAAUCGUCUCGUCAUCCUCGAACCCUCGAUCGAAACUGACAGGUAAUUAACGACGAAUGGUGCAGGUUCAACAACACAGUAUUUGGAGGGUUCAAUAUCAUGUCAGAUGGGGUUGAUGCUGGCGGCGGGGAAAACGAGGUAGAUUCUCAUUCCUGUUCGCACGCCGAUGUUGGAGAAUCCUCAAAUCCAAGAGAUGAAGAGAACUUGGAUUUAGAUAAUGAAGCUGCCUUAAAUACUAAUUAUGAUAGUGGUGAUGGUGCUGUACCAGCUUUUAGGUGUGAAAGGUGUGAAAAUUAUGAGACUAUAAAUAAGACAGCAUUCUGCGCUCAUCAAGAUCAAUGUUUGGCUAAUGCUGAGCCAGGGGAAAGCACAGAGAACAUAGAAGCUACUGAAAAUGAUGGAGAUGGAGAAGAAACACAUCCUGGAAUUCGUUCUCAUAGGAAAAUGUUUGAAUGUGAUGUAUGUAAUAUGCAAUUUUCCAAUGGAGCUAACAUGAGACGACAUAAGAUGAGACACACUGGUGUGAAACCAUAUGAAUGUCGUGUAUGCCAAAAAAGAUUUUUUCGCAAGGAUCACUUGGCAGAACAUUUUACAACACAUUCUAAAACUUUGCCAUAUCAUUGUCCAAUUUGUAAUCGAGGAUUUCAAAGACAAAUUGCUAUGAGAGCUCAUUUUCAAAAUGAACAUGUUGGCCAACAUGAUAUGGUUAAAUCUUGUCCUUUAUGCAAUUAUCGUGCAGCAACUAUGAAGUGCCUCAGGUUACAUUUUUUUAAUAGACAUGGAAUAGAUCUAGAUAACCCAGGACCAAAUAGUUCAAGUUCAUUGAUGAAUAGCUGUGCUCCAGGCGAAGCUAUGCCUUCAGCUCCUCUUUCAGAUAGCGGAGACAGUACUGGAAAUCGCUCUGCAGAUAAUGCGACUCCGCCAAUGCAUUUUUUAACACCUCAUAUAGAGAUAUCAAUUCCUUAUCCUGAACAAAUUGCAAGUCAACGAAAUCCAAGUCCUGCUCCUUUAAAUGGAGAUAGCCCAAACAGUCCACAAAGUGCAGACAGUAACAGUAAUGCUCCAAGUAGUAGUCAUCAUCAGUUACCAAUUAACAGUAGUGGCAUUCACAGGAAUCUUGGUGGCAGUGAAGAAGCAAUUACACCUUCUAUUUCAUUAAUUCCUAUUAAACAAGAACUAAAUAGUAAUGGAACAGAAGAAAAUGGAGCAACAUCUAGCAAUCUUCCAUUACCAUCUUUAAUAAAGGUCUCGCCAUUAAAAUCUCUUCUUCGAGAUGAUUUACGACGUAAACUUUCAUCUGGUUCAGGAAAUAAUAACAAUAACAACAACAAUAAUGGUAAUAAUAGCUCAAAUUCAAAUCCACAUUCAAGAGGAGAACCUCCUAGUUCAACAAGGCCCGAUCAACGAAGUAAUGGACUUCAAUGCGCUCAUUGUAGAAUUACCUUUCCUGAUCAAACAUUAUAUUUUCUUCACAAAGGUUGUCAUAGUGAAAGCAAUCCCUGGAAAUGUAAUAUUUGUGGAGAACAAUGUUGCAAUUUAUAUCAAUUCAAUUCGCAUUUAUUAAGCAAAAGUCACCAAUAAUUAUUGAAAGAAUAUUAUUCUUAGAACUUUGUUUAUUUAAAUAGUUAAUAUAAAUUAUUUUAUUAUAAUUUAUAUAAGAAAAAUUAUAAUUUUGUAUCAAAGAGUAUUAUGUUUUAUGGUACAAAAUAUAAAUUAAAAUUUGAAAAUUAUACAUAAUAAUAUUCAAAAUUAAUAAUUCUAUUUAUUUAUAAAUAUAGACAUUAAUAAACGAGGUUCAAGGAAUAAUACUUUGCUAUUUGGAAAAAGUCGUGCCUUCAUCAAAAAACCUUUGCCAACGCUCACAUUCGUCCGAACCGUGCUAAUUUAUGAUGGUACGAAUGAUCCGUCCAUGGGGCUUUAUUAAAUCAUAUUCCAAAAGCUCUAUUGAUAGUUUUUAAUCUAAUUAUAUAUAGUUUUAGAUAGAAAAAAAAACAGUGAAUAUCGUUGUGCUCUUUUUUUAUUCAAAUUCUUUUUAUGCACUGUUUUUUAUUUAGUUUUUUGUAAAAAAUUAUUUGUUAAAUUUUAUUAAUUUUAUAUUUAAAUAUAUAAAUAUAUAUAUAAAUAUAUAUAUAUAUAUAUAUUUUACUUAAUCAUAUUAAAAUAAGAAUAUCAUUAUUAAGGAAUUGUUUUGAUUAUUCGUAUAUUCCAAAAAUUUACGAAUAAUCAAACAAAAUUACUUAAAAAUUAAAUUUUAAUCAUUGAUUUAUUAUUAUAGCGUGAAAAAACCGAGCCGUGUAUAACAUUGCAUAUAAAUACAAAUACAAAUAGGAAAAAGAGAUGAUAGUAAAGUGUUAUUUCAGGAUAAGAAAUAUUUUAUAUAAAGAUAUUUGUACAGAAAAGAAGUAAAAUAUUAAAAUGUAUGCAAAUAAAGAGAUCAAGAUAUCAUAUUUCAAAAAUUAAUAUUAAUAUUAGAAUAAAUUAUAAUAAUGUGAUUGUUAAAAUUAAAUUUUACACAAAUUUAAGAAAAUAUAAUUAAAAAGAAAAUUUAAUAAAAAUAUAUAAAAUUAAAAAAAAAUAAAAAUAUAUAAAAUUAAAGAAUUAAGUAAAUAUCCAAAAAUUAAAUAAAUAUCUAUUUAGUUAUAAAUUUAUUUCAAUAAUAGUUCAAAAAUAUGAUUUCCAGAUUCUAUAAGUGUUUUAUGUAUGUAUGUAUGUAUGUAUGUAUGUAUGUAUUAAAACAGAGUAUUCAUUUAUUGCAUAAAUUUUGUGUUGUUAUUUUUUAAUGUAAUAUAACCAAAUUUCAAAUCAAAGUCAUUAAAAAUUUAUAAUAAAUAUUAUUUUGAAAAAACGAAUAUAAUAAAUGAUAAUAGAAUUUAUUAAAUUGGGUACUCUGUACAUAUGUUAUAUUAAACAAGUACAUUAAGAGCGAUACGCACGAAUAUUGUUGUCAAUGGUUGUAGUUAUUUAAAAGUCGUUCCGUAAAUUGUAAUAUUUAAUAUCAUUAUUAUUAUGUUGUUAUUAUUAUUAUUAUUAUUAUUGUUAUUAUUAUUAUUAUCAUCAUCAUCAUCAUCAUCAUCAUCAUCAUCAUCAUCAUCAUCAUCAUCAUCAUCAUCAUCAUCAUCAUUAUUGUUAUUAUCAUUAUCAUCAUCAUCAUCAUUAUCAUUACUAUUACUACCACUACUAUUAUACUACUAUUAUUAUCAUAUUAUCACAAUUACUACUACUACUAUCACUAGCACUAUCGCUACCACUACCACUACCGCUACUAUUACCACUACCACUAUCACUAUCACUACCAUUAUCACUACCAUUGCCACUACCACUACCAUUACCACUACCACUACCACUACCACUACCACUAAUACUACUACUAUUACUACUACUACUGCUACUAUUGCUAUUACUACUACUAUUACUAUCAUUACUACUACUGCUAUUACUGCUAUUACUACUACUACUGCUACUGCUAUUGCUGCUACUACUACUACUAUUACUACUAUUACUACUACUACUACUACUACUAUUAUUAUUACUGCUAUUGCUAUUAUUACCACUACUGUUAUUAUUAUUAAUAACUAUCAUUACUACUACCAUUAUCAUUAUUAAUUAUCAUUACUCUUAUUAGUAUUACUAUUACUAUUACUACUAUUACUACUACUACUACUAGUACUAUUAUUAUUAUUUUAUUAUUAUUAUUAUUGUUGUUAUUAUUAUUAUUAUUAUUAUUAUUAUUAUUAUUGUUGUUGUUGUUAUUAUUAUUAUUAUUAUUAUUAUUAUUAUUAUUAUUAUUAUUAUUAUUAUUAUUAUUAUUAUUAUUAUUAUUAUUAUUAAUAUUAUUAUUGUUAUUAUCCUUAUUAUUGUAUUAUUUAUCCAUACAUAAGUUAUUUAUUGUUAUUCUGCAUUCCAAUUUACUAACAAGGGGAACCUCAGGUUUGAUUAUCACCAAUUUUAAUUGAAUUUAGCACAUUAAUAGUCUAUAUGUACAACAAUCAUAACCAUAAUUUUAAUUGCAAAUAACCAGCCACUUAUAAAUAAAAUGCAUAUAAUAUUUGGAA
Molecule: messenger RNA, 4408 nt
Organism: Apis cerana (Asiatic honeybee)
Lineage: Eukaryota; Metazoa; Arthropoda; Insecta; Hymenoptera; Apidae
Product: zinc finger protein ztf-16
Biological process (GO): regulation of transcription by RNA polymerase II
Molecular function (GO): DNA-binding transcription factor activity; RNA polymerase II cis-regulatory region sequence-specific DNA binding
Source: RefSeq, a predicted model, not a curated record